Messenger RNA from Zea mays, 1005 nucleotides. Its product is annotated as RNA-binding protein. NCBI's taxonomy places the organism in Eukaryota, Viridiplantae, Streptophyta, Magnoliopsida, Poales, Poaceae. The transcript is spliced from 5 exons. Gene Ontology annotation, biological process: protein ubiquitination. Gene Ontology annotation, molecular function: ubiquitin protein ligase activity. The coding region runs from base 74 to 835 and encodes 253 amino acids. The record is from RefSeq and is marked provisional.
ACAGUCUACUGGCCUUGUGGUGCCGGCAACUGACUAGGAUCGAGAAAUAGGGUUCUUGGAGAGCGGCCGGUCCAUGGCACAGCGGGGCGAGCUGGGGCGGCAGCUCCCGCUGAGAGGCCCCCUCAAAGCCCUAGAGGCAGACAUCCACCACGCUAACGCCAUGGCAGAUGCUAUUCAGAGGAAUUAUGGUGGCGCAUGUGUGCAGAUGAGGCUGUCGUUCAGCUCCCUGGCUCCAUUGUUUUUGUACUUCAUCCAAUGGCUGGACUGCGGCUGCUGUUAUGCCCUUCCCAGCUAUUUAGGAUUGUUUCACAUUCUCAUAUGCAAGGUUUAUGCUGAUGGAGAUAGCUCAGUGUCGACAUAUGAAAGGCGGGCAAGCCUUAGGGAAUUCUACGCAAUUAUCUAUCCGAUUCUGCAGCAGCUUGAGAGUAGUUUGAUCGAGAGGGACCUGAAAGGGAAGGGCCGAUGCAAGGAUAUAGUGAGUAGGAGGAGGAUGGAGGAUUGGAAAAAGGUUUCCGGUAGGGAUGUGGAAAGGGAGGAUGAAUGCGGGAUUUGCAUGGAGGCAUGCACCAAGAUGGUCCUGCCUAAUUGCAGUCAUGCAAUGUGCAUAAAGUGCUAUAGGGACUGGUAUAAGAGAUCAGAGUCUUGCCCUUUCUGCCGAGGAAGCCUCAAAAGAAUCCGCUCGACAGACCUUUGGGUGCUUACAAAUUCCAACGAUGUCAUCGACCCUGCACAUUUAGAAAAGGAAAACGUGAGGCAUUUCUAUAGCUACAUUGACAGCUUGCCCCUAAUACUUCCUGAUAGCAUUUUCUUUUUCUAUUACGAGUAUCUACUAUAACGCUGAGGCAACAUACAUCAGAUGUGUAAAUUGCGAAAAGCAGAUGAAAUCAUGGUUUUCUUUUGUAGAUGAACCCCCCUCUCACUCUGACCACAUGCAUGUCUAUUUACUCAUAGGCUGCUAAUGUAAACAUUAAUGCAUCUGUCAAUAAAGUUGUUAGGAGAUAUUUA